Molecule: messenger RNA, 1892 nt
Organism: Gavialis gangeticus (Gharial)
Lineage: Eukaryota; Metazoa; Chordata; Crocodylia; Gavialidae
Gene: SPSB1
Product: splA/ryanodine receptor domain and SOCS box containing 1
Exons: 2
Coding region: 236-1057 (273 amino acids)
Biological process (GO): proteasome-mediated ubiquitin-dependent protein catabolic process; intracellular signal transduction
Cellular component (GO): SCF ubiquitin ligase complex
Molecular function (GO): protein binding
Source: RefSeq, a predicted model, not a curated record
UGUGUUUGUCCAAACAAAAGGGUUCUGUAAAUCUUGCAGACAAGGUUGUGUGCUAAUGUUUAACUCUCCUUGUUUUUCUUUCCAUCCAUUAGGCAACACUGACCAGCGCACAUCUUGACAAGGUUUCCUAGCAACCUCUUCUUCUGCAGGGCUGAAUGACAGCAGGAACAGGAGAGGCGGGCUAAUUGAUGAGCUUGCCCUGGGAGUCUAUAAAUACCUGAAAUUGCAAGGCAACAUGGGUCAGAAGGUCACUGGUGGGAUAAAGACUGUGGAUAUGAGGGACCCUGUAUACAGGCCACUGAAGCAGGAGCUCCAGGGGCUGGACUACUGCAAGCCCACCCGCCUGGACUUGCUAUUGGACAUGCCUUCGGUAUCCUACGAUGUCCAGUUGCUACAUUCGUGGAAUAACGACGACCGGUCGCUGAAUGUAUUUGUGAAGGAAGAUGACAAACUAAUAUUUCACCGGCAUCCGGUGGCUCAGAGCACAGACGCCAUUCGAGGCAAAGUCGGAUAUACCCGAGGACUGCACGUGUGGCAGAUUACGUGGGCAAUGAGACAGCGGGGCACCCACGCGGUGGUCGGCGUGGCGACGGCAGACGCACCCCUGCAUUCUGUAGGGUACACGACGCUUGUAGGAAAUAACCAUGAAUCUUGGGGCUGGGACCUUGGGCGGAACAGGCUGUACCACGACGGGAAGAACCAGCCGAGUAAAACCUACCCUGCCUUCCUGGAACCAGAUGAGACUUUUAUAGUGCCGGACUCUUUCCUGGUGGUCCUGGACAUGGAUGAUGGGACCUUGAGCUUCAUUGUAGAUGGACAGUACAUGGGCGUUGCUUUUCGAGGGCUCAAAGGGAAAAAACUGUAUCCAGUUGUAAGUGCCGUGUGGGGGCACUGUGAAAUACGGAUGCGCUACUUGAAUGGGCUUGACCCGGAACCACUGCCUCUGAUGGAUCUGUGCCGGCGUGCUGUGAGGCUGGCCUUGGGCAAGGAAAGACUGAAUGAGAUCCAUUCACUGCCACUGCCAGCAUCCCUCAAGAGCUACCUUCUUUACCAAUGAUCUUGUGGAAGGACGUUUAAGAGCUGAAACCAGGGCAUAUGAUUUGGCACCAACCCGCUUAGACACAGUGGUCUUGACACCUUCCCCUCUGCCUCUCCGUUGCUAGUGACAGACCUUCUUGGCCGAAGAACCUUCCUCCAAUGCCAAAUUCAAACGUGCCCUUGAACAGCUGGUUCUGAAGUAUCCUUAUAUUGCAACGAAGAAUGACCUCUUACUGUUGAAGGUCCCUUCCCUGUAAUACUAACACCAAAAUCCCCACUGCAGGAUCUCUGCAGCCCGUGCCGUUUUCCUCCCGACUCGUGGCAAGCGGCUGUAGAGCGUCCAUUAUGAACUCGUGCAAUCCGGGAGCAAACUCUGUCCCUUGCGUUGGCUGAAGGGGGGGCAUGAAGCCGAGGGGGAAGUGUGGGGAGUGGCACCAUGUCAAACAUCAGGGGCUAAGUGUGGGAAGGCACAAGGUGGCUAAUGAGAAAUGGGGGGGGUGGCCUUCUGAAAACCGAGGAAGGAAUGCCUCAAUGCAAAGUUGAUGCCAAAAAACUCCACAUGGACACUCUCCCCCCCCCUGUUUUUUACCUUGGAUAUGGUGGCGACAUAGCUGAUGUUAGUGUCAGGAUGCCGUCUCGACUCUCACCAUCACUUUCAGGUCUCCCUGUCCGUUCCUGGUCAUGUCUCUCUUUCUUUCUUUCACAGCCAGUGUGACACUAGUGGCAGGCAUGAAGCCUGGAGUGGGUAAAUGAAUUGAGCAGCUGCUCGGUCUGCAUCUUACCUUCUUUUUCUUAUGUCAGUUCUAACCUGCAGCUUUAAAGUGCAGGGUCAGGUGGCUCCCUGGUGGUAAUGA